UCAUUGAAAUGAAGGGAGGCGACGAGCUGCUGCGCGGUGGAGGCGCGGAAACUCGCAAUAAUAUCAUAUUCCAACCUAAAUGGUUGUGCCGAUUGCCAAACAACUGAUGGGCCCAUGAGUUAACAAUAAUUAAUAACAUUAGCACACUUACCAGAUGUGGAGGUCUGUGGACUGUGUAUAGUAGACCAUCUUCAUUUUGUGUCUGCAGUUUUUGCAUUUCACUUUUCUUUGCAGCAACCUUUUCUUUUGCAACCAUGUUAUCAACUUGAAUGAUGUUUUUUUUGUCUCCUUGACAUUCACUCUUCUCAAAAGUGUUCCCGCAAGCGAAGCCAUAGCACCGGUGGGCAGAGGAAAUAACUGAUGUUACUGGCCAAAAAGUCCCUGAUUUGAAAAUCUGGCUGAUUCCCUGGUUGAUGCCUGACUCAAUCAUAAUAAUCAAGCGCUUCUACCGUCCGAUUGGCUAAGCCGCACCGCCAACUCGGUGCCGUUGAAAGAAGCUAUUAGUCCGCGCAAAAUAAAUUGGAUCUUGUCGCUAUGUACCAGCAUAUGAUUUUUCAUCAGUUAAGAUCGGCCUCGCCUGGAAAUUUGAAUAGGCCUAUGGUGGAAAGGCCUGAGCGCUCUACCCGAGCAAAAGGACAGCGGGGGAAUGAAGGAGAAAGCUCCGAUAUGCCUACUGCUGGCAAAGUCCAAUGGAAGAAGAAGUCAGAAGAGCUGCAGACCCGGAUAGAGUUGCUGGAGGAGGAGAAUGCUUUACUGAAGCGGCAGCUUGAGCAAAGGCCUUCAGCAGAGCAAGGUGACACAGUGGACAACACUGACACCGAACCAGAGUCAAACACUGACGCAAGUAGCAGCUCCAGCACUGACUCAGAUUCCAGCAGCAGCAGCUCUUACUCCUCUGAUGGCAGAAAGAAAAAGAGGAAGCACAAGAAAAAAGCAAAAAAAAGGAGCAAGAAGUCGAAGAAGUCAAAGGCCAAAGGAUAUCGUGGUAAAGUAAAUUAUAUAAUUGUGCUGUAUUUCUUUAGGUUCAGACAUUACAUAUACAGUGCUGCUUGAAAGUUUGUGAACCCCUUGACCAUUUUGGAAUUUUAUUGUGUUUAACCAUUAUUAAUUCAUUUUUUAUCAAUACCAGUAUUUUUUUUUAGAAAUAACAGAAUUG
Gadus chalcogrammus (walleye pollock) is the source of this 1156-nucleotide messenger RNA. Its product is annotated as ADP-ribosylation factor-like protein 6-interacting protein 4. NCBI's taxonomy places the organism in Eukaryota, Metazoa, Chordata, Actinopteri, Gadiformes, Gadidae. Bases 535 to 1053 code for a protein of 172 amino acids. The record is from RefSeq and is a predicted model, not a curated record. The transcript is spliced from 4 exons.